Lodderomyces theae is the source of this 1500-nucleotide messenger RNA. It is a transcript of the gene MET4, whose product is annotated as Met4p. The coding region runs from base 1 to 1500 and encodes 499 amino acids. The transcript has a single exon. Lineage: Eukaryota; Fungi; Ascomycota; Pichiomycetes; Serinales; Debaryomycetaceae. Gene Ontology annotation, biological process: regulation of transcription by RNA polymerase II. Gene Ontology annotation, molecular function: RNA polymerase II transcription regulatory region sequence-specific DNA binding; DNA-binding transcription activator activity, RNA polymerase II-specific. Gene Ontology annotation, cellular component: Cbf1-Met4-Met28 complex; nucleus. The record is from RefSeq and is a predicted model, not a curated record.
AUGAGUGAGGAACUAACCUCGUCGGCGUUGCUAGAGCAACUUGUCUACAUCGACAACUACAUCAACGGAACGCAACCAAACACUGACAGCUCGAGCGCCACGCCCAAUGUUGAUGUUGAUGGACAGCUAAGUCUAGAUUUGGCAGCUUUUGCAGAUGACUCGUUUAUAUUUCCAGAUGAAGAAAAGCCCAAGCACUUGUAUGGUCACGACGAUGAAGACGAGAAUGAAGCAGAGCAUGGUGAUGAUGAUAAUAAUAGAGCUGAUGGUAAAGCCAGGGGUAGCAAGAAUGAUGGCAGUCUCGCUGGAUCGGGAAACAUUAAUGGCUUGAAUGGAUGGGACAUACAAGAGUUUAAUAGCUCGAGUUUGCUACCUACUUUAAAACUGGAGCCUGAAAUAGGGAGUUCUUCCCAACAUCAUCACUUUAGAAACCAUCUAUUUGACGAAGGACACGAGCGUGAUGAUUCUGACAAGCUAAAUGAAUUUAAUGUGUUGCAUAACCAAGUCAAUAACAGUGAAGCCGGGCUUGGAAGUGGGUUGAUUAACGGGUUCGACGAUGGCAGUAGUAGCAAGCACAAUCCCAAAAACGAUGGAGCUGCUAUCAAUAAUGUGCUGGGCCAUGAUUUGGACACUCUGCACCACCACGUCCAGCCACACAAGCUAUUAAGUUUGAACGAGUUGCCCAAGUUUCCCGUACCCCCCGGAGCCAAGAACUCAUUGGUUAGUGCUGGUUUAACACUGAAUCAAAUUGACUUGUUGAGUGCGUUAAUUGCGCAACAUCAAACGAAUUUGGGCAAGACAAUAGCUCAACAGAAGCAGCAACAGCAGCAACAGCAGCAACAGCAACAGCAGCAGCAACAAGAUGAUCACAGUUUGGGUGUACAGACUGUAAACAACUUUCCCUUGAAGCAAGAGCCAAAUUUACCCUCGAACAUUGCCCCACUCACCCCAAAUGUAUCAUCCUCACCUAGUGAUAUUCCAACCCGACAAACGAACCAGAUGUUUCAACUCCCGUCGCAACAAUUUCCGUCUUCAUCUUUGCAACAGCUUAAUUCUAGUUUGCAGCUACAAACAAGGUCGCGCAAUCCCAGUGUAUCAUCUACUUCGUUCAUCGAUCCUAGCUUGCAACAACAACAACAACAACAACGUCAACAACAGCAACAGCUACAGCAACAGCAAUUGCGAGGUGGGGGAAAUCUGAUAUUGACAGGACCCGUAUCGACUCCCGCCAGCUCUAAUAUGAGUCUGCCUGACGCAGCCGAGCUCGAUAAGAAGCGUCGCAAUACUGCCGCUAGUGCUCGGUUCAGGAUCAAGCGCAAGAUGAAGGAACAACAAAUGGAGAAUAAGAUUAGCUCGUUACAAGAGAUGAUUUCUUCCUUGGAGAACAAAUUGAGUCAUUUGGAGAUGGAAAACAAGUUGUUGCGCAACUUGAUUAUUGAAAAGGGUAGUCAAAAGAGUGAUGAUGAGUUGAAGUUGUUGAAAGAGAAGGCGAAACGUGCGUGA